AUGCGAGUUUUCGUCAUUUUGUUACUUCUUAUCGGCGCUGUAGCUGUUUCAGCUAAAAUGGGUCGUCCACCACCACCGCGUCAUCCACCUCCUCCGCCUCCACCACCUCCGCGUUCGCCAUUCUCUUACGGUUGGUACGGAAACUUGGGUCGUGGUCUAUUUGGAGAUGUUAUCAUCGUUGAUGAUUUUGUUCCCAGAGCACGAAUGAAAAUAUUUAUCGUUUGGUUACUUCUUGUCAGCAUUCCACCUGUUUUCGCGCAAUGGGGAAUGGGCAUGAUGGGUCCAUAUGGAAUGGGAGGCAUGGAUGGUUUCGGGAUGAUGGGUGGAUUCGGUCCAAUGGGUGGCUUCGGCCCGAUGGGUGGAUUUGGUCCGAUGGGUGGUUUUGGUGGCGGUUGGUGGAGGAAAUGA
This is a messenger RNA of Haemonchus placei, 408 nucleotides long. The record is from the annotation of a GenBank genome assembly. NCBI's taxonomy places the organism in Eukaryota, Metazoa, Nematoda, Chromadorea, Rhabditida, Trichostrongylidae.